CGGCAGCGCUGCCCGCACAGGACCGCGUCCAGAUUUGGCACCGACCUCCUGGGCUUACACACACACGCGCGCGCGCACCCCGCUUCCUUGCACCCUCCGAAGAAUUUCUCCCCCUUUCCUUUCUCAAGGGAUCGCAGAUCUUCCCCUUCUCUUUGCCUCCCUUGCUAAGUGCUCUUUUAAGAUAUGGGCGGUGGGCGGGGGGGGGGAGCAAGCGAGACGCCCCCUCCCCUCUUUUCUGCUGGCAUUUAACACGCUUCUCCUUUUGACCCGCGUGUGCAAAUUCUUCUCUUUUCCCUGCUCAGCUAGGAUUCUUUUUCUGUAAAAGAUUCCCCUCCUCUUUUUCUUUUCUUUUCUUUUCUUUUCUUUUCUUUUCUUUUCUUUCUUUCUUUCUUUCUUUCUUUCUUUCUCUCCCUCUUUUAUUUUAUUUUUUUUGCUUUUAUUUUUUUUAAAAAUAAAUAUAAGGGCAUGGCACGGAAACCUUGCUAAAAUCUGAACCCCCAGAAGGAGCGCUUCUACCCUCCCCACCCCAAUUUUUUGGGGGAGGGGGCAGUGUGUGUCUCACCCCCACCCCCCCCAGGAUGUAUUCUCAAGGGCGGCAUGCUUCUGGGCAGCCUUUUAAGUUCUCGGUGUUGGAGAUUUGUGACCGAAUUAAGGAAGAAUUCCAGUUCCUUCAGGCUCAGUAUCACAGCCUGAAAUUGGAAUGUGAGAAAUUAGCGAGCGAAAAAACAGAGAUGCAGAGGCAUUAUGUUAUGUAUUACGAGAUGUCCUAUGGCCUGAAUAUUGAAAUGCAUAAACAGGCUGAGAUUGUCAAGCGACUGACUGCUAUCUGUGCCCAGAUUAUCCCAUUUCUCUCCCAAGAGCAUCAACAGCAGGUCUUGCAAGCCAUGGACCGGGCCAAGCUGGUGACGAUGGGGGAGCUGAACAACGUCAUUGGGCAGCAGCAGUUACAACACCUGUCCCAUCAGGCCCCAGCGGUUCCCUUGACCCUGCACCCUUCGGGGUCUCAGGCUUCUGCCUUGGCUACGGUCAGCACCACGGCUUCGGGGCUCCUGGCCCUCUCCGGGAUGUUGGGGGCUCAGAGCACCUUGGGGUCAAAGCCAGAAAACUCUGGGCAGGACUCCCAAAACAAUCCAGGAAACCCACAAAGUCGGAGCAAUUCUGCGUCUCCUCCGGAGAGUAUCCAAGGUGAAGAACGGGGCCAAGAUAGCGGGGCGAAGGCCAAGCUGCAGGACAAAGGAGAGGAAAGCGACGGGGAGAAGAGCGAUUGCAACCUGAUUGUGGAUGAGGACCUUCCCUCUGAGAAUGGGAGCCCACUGUGCACCACUUCCGCCCAGCUCCUGCCCACCCAACGGGUCUUUACGAACAGUCCAGCCUCGCUGGCAUCCAGCCGCAGCCCCACACCUCUCAAAGGCAAAGACCCGAAUUUGAUUGAAAGCCAUCCAACUCCUUGCAAGUCAGCCAGCUUGUCUCCAGUCUCCGAAAUACUCACUCCCCGACCCGGCUCCAGUUACGUGCCACAGAUUGCAAAACCAUCUACCACCGAUGUUAUCACCUUGCGGAGUCCGCUGAAUUCUUUCACCAGCCAUUUUGGUUCGUCCUUUGGGGUGAUGCCUCACGCUACCCUCAAUGGCGAAUUGUCUGCACCGAGUUCCUAUAUCAGCAUCCAUCUUUCUGCAGGCCCGGGAGGAUACGGACGGUCUCCUCUGGUGGCUUUUGAAUCACACCCACAUUUGCGAGGUUCGCCCCCCUCGGCCUCCCUCCCGGCUAUUUCCAGCAGCAAGCCGGCCUAUUCCUUCCACGUAAGCGCUGACGGGCAGAUGCAGCCGGUGCCCUUCCCUCCCGACGCCCUGAUCGGCUCCGGCAUCCCACGCCACGCACGCCAGCUCCACACGCUCUCCCACGGCGAGGUGGUCUGUGCCGUCACUAUCAGCAAUUCCACCCAGCACGUCUACACGGGGGGCAAAGGCUGCGUCAAGGUCUGGGACGUGGGGCAGCCGGGCACCAAGACCCCCGUGGCGCAGUUGGACUGCCUGAACCGAGAUAAUUACAUCCGAUCCUGCAAGCUACUUCCCGACAGCCGAAGCCUCAUCGUUGGGGGCGAGGCCAGCACCUUGUCCAUCUGGGACUUGGCAGCCCCCACACCCCGGAUCAAGGCCGAGCUGACCUCCUCCGCCCCAGCCUGCUAUGCUCUGGCCAUCAGCCCCGAUGCCAAAGUCUGCUUCUCCUGCUGCAGCGACGGCAACAUCGUGGUCUGGGAUUUGCAGAACCAAACCAUGGUUAGGCAGUUCCAAGGUCACACGGACGGGGCGAGCUGCAUUGAUAUCUCCAAUUACGGCACCAAACUUUGGACCGGCGGUUUGGACAACACCGUCCGAUGCUGGGACCUCCGCGAAGGCCGACAGCUGCAGCAACACGACUUCACCUCGCAGAUCUUUUCCCUGGGCUACUGCCCCACGGGAGAGUGGCUGGCGGUGGGGAUGGAGAGCAGCAACGUGGAAAUCCUCCACGUGACGAAAUCGGAGAAGUACCAGCUGCACCUUCACGAGAGCUGCGUCCUCUCCCUGAAGUUCGCUUCCUGUGGCAAAUGGUUUAUCAGCACCGGCAAAGAUAAUCUACUUAACGCGUGGCGGGCUCCCUACGGUGCCAGCAUCUUUCAGUCCAAAGAAUCUUCCUCAGUUCUGAGCUGCGACAUCUCGGCUAAUGACAAGUUUAUCGUGACCGGCUCAGGAGACAAGAAAGCCACAGUUUACGAACUGAUCUACUGAGCCACCUUCCUCACUUUGGAUGGCUAGGAGGGAGGUCCAAACGCUUUCCAUUCCCUGGGAAAAUGCAUUUCCCCCGCUGGCUUCGGAGACUGCGGUGCCGAAACGGCCUUUGCGCUUCCAACCCUCCUUGCAGACGCACGAGGACUAGAAACUUAAAAAGAGCUGAGAGUCUCAGGAAGAUAUUUUUCUUCCCUCAAGAAGCAAGUUGGGGGUGUGUGUGUUUCCUUUCAGAUCCCCAAUGGAGCAAAAUCUUUUCAUUAUCUCCCAGAAGAUCACCUCAAAAUUAUGUUUGACAAGCUGAGCGGCCAAUCCAACAUCAGGCUCAGCGGAGCCCCGCCCAUAUUCUGGCCGCCUGAAUAUUGCAGUCCAUAUUUUCAUUUUUGGGUGCAAGCAAAAAAGGGCUGCAUGUACACCUCGGAGAUAGAUUUCUGAUUUAUGGCCGGUUGCUUAAUAACUGCUCAAAGUUACGACAGCCCCUGAAACUUAUGACCUGGUUUCGAAGUUGCAACUUCUUCUUCAACCCUGUGGUCAUGUCACCAAUAACUACUUUUGACCUGAUCCACAUUUACAGCUGUUUGCUGUACCCAGAGAUUCCAGAGCCUCUCUAUGAGUCUGGGGAGGGCGAGAAAGGCCUUUCCCACACGCCUGGAGGCCCUCCAGAGGCCAGAAACUGCCCGUUUGCCAAUGUCCGGUUGGUCAGAAAGGCUCUGGAGGCUGGGGACAGCA
Ahaetulla prasina is the source of this 3491-nucleotide messenger RNA. Its product is annotated as transducin-like enhancer protein 2. Gene Ontology annotation, cellular component: transcription regulator complex; nucleus. Bases 579 to 2765 code for a protein of 728 amino acids. Gene Ontology annotation, biological process: regulation of DNA-templated transcription; negative regulation of canonical Wnt signaling pathway. The transcript is spliced from 20 exons. Gene Ontology annotation, molecular function: protein binding; transcription corepressor activity. The record is from RefSeq and is a predicted model, not a curated record. NCBI's taxonomy places the organism in Eukaryota, Metazoa, Chordata, Lepidosauria, Squamata, Colubridae.